Haliotis rufescens (red abalone) is the source of this 1096-nucleotide messenger RNA. Its product is annotated as macrophage mannose receptor 1-like. The transcript has 5 exons. The coding region runs from base 219 to 905 and encodes 228 amino acids. The record is from RefSeq and is a predicted model, not a curated record. NCBI's taxonomy places the organism in Eukaryota, Metazoa, Mollusca, Gastropoda, Lepetellida, Haliotidae.
GCUUGGCGCGUAAUACCCAUGACAAACCCAUCACGACCAUCACAAAAUCAUUAUCCGGUGAAGAAGACCAAUGUUUGAUUGAUUAAGGAUGGGUGUAUUGGAAGAUUUAAUUGUUUACAUAGAUAAUUCCAGCAGUGUAAAAAGUACUGCCAAUUAUGCAGUAUUACUCAGAGCAAAGGGUGCUAACAAGAUCAUUCUUCUGAUAUGAGCGUUUCAGAAUGGCCACUUUCUUCAUCGGACUUUUCUUGUAUAUCGCCAACAACCUUCUGACACAAGGUCAAGGGCAGUAUCUGUUUGUCGAGGAGCCAUGGCUGACCUGGGCUGAUGCACGUGACUGCUGCCAGUUUCAUGGUCUUCAGUUGGCCAAAAUAGAGAAUAAACAGGAUAAUGAUCGCAUCUAUAAUCUGGUUCAGAAGGUCACUUCGAAUAACGGGUACUACCUGUGGUUUGGAGCCAGCUAUAACACAACCCAAGGCACCUUCACCUGGUCGGACAACGCACUGGUCACAUGGUACCAAUGGGGUGGGUCGGAACCGGAUGUCAACGCAUGCGUGAGCGGACAGUUUAUUCCAGAUAGGAUGGUUUGGAAUGCCCACAUGUGUUCAACUGCCUACUCCUACGUAUGCAGUGUUACAGAAACUCCGAACAUACAACUCACCGCAAGGCCAAGCGGAUGUCCGGAGUCCAUCCAGGAUUAUGUGUUGUCCGAGUCGACGGUCGGAUCUGAUGGAAACCGCCAGGAUACCUUCAUUGAUGGCAAGUUCGCUUUCCCCAACACUACAUCGUAUCUGGGCUCUCGUGUUGUCUCGCAAAUUGAAGACUGCAUGCUCACGUGCCUCGAGUUUCCCGGAUGUAACCACGUGACCUAUUACAAUCACUUCAAGUGUCACAUGUACAGUGCCUAAUCUAAUCUAAAUGAUUGGCAAAUUUUGAAGCAAAAAUAAAGACUCGGAACCUGACGUGACCACAACGGAACCACAAGUGUGUUCAAAAUUGGAACCACUCAUUCCAGUGCUAGCCUCUGAGUUAGGAACAUGGUCAAAAUGUUAGCAUGUGCGUCUCAACACUGUACAUAAAUAAUGGACAAAGUACAUGU